AUGGACGUGUUGGCCCUGCAGAACCUCUGUCCUUAUGAGUAUGCGUCUCUCGGCAGCUCCUCGUUCUGCACCCUGUUCACUGAACAGGAAUGGAAGGACUAUGAAUACGCUCUCGAUCUGCAAUUCUACGGAGACUACGGCUUUGGGUCACCCACCGGUCGCGCUCAGGGCAUUGGCUAUCUCCUCGAACUCGCAGCGAGGCUGCAGUCCAAGCUGAUCUACUCGUCUGACACGAGCAUCAACGACACGUACGACGACAACACUGCCACAUUCCCUCUCGGACAGCCUCUGUACAUGGACAUGUCGCACGAUGAUAUCAUCCACUCGGUUAUCACCGCGCUGAGCCUUAAUUUCUUCAAGUACGGUCCCCACGGACUCCCGGGGAACGUCAGCCAUGCUCCCCCGCGAACCUUCCAUCUCAACGAGGUUGCGCCAUUCGGCGCCCGAUUGUUCUCGGAGAUCUGGACCUGUCCGUCGAACACCAACUUCCACAGCCUCCGACCCGUGGUUUACCAGAACCCGGAUCUGACUAAGGCCGAGGGAACAAAGGACUACAUCCGGUUCGUGCUGAACGAGGCCCCGUUGCCCCUCGAAGGGUUACCGGGGUGCGAAAACAGCACGAAUGGAUUCUGCGAGGUUCCCAAAUUCCUGAGCGGUAUCCCGACGCUCAAGGAGGAUGCGAUGUACCAAUUUGCCUGUUUUGGCAAUUAUACGACGGGAGCUCAGGUUGGAGACGGCCGUCCGGCGCGCAAGUAG
Messenger RNA from Monascus purpureus, 756 nucleotides. The record is from the annotation of a GenBank genome assembly. NCBI's taxonomy places the organism in Eukaryota, Fungi, Ascomycota, Eurotiomycetes, Eurotiales, Aspergillaceae.